AUGUGGCGUCAAGGUGAAGUCCCGCAAGAUUUCGAAGACGCAACCAUCGUGCAUCUCUACAAGCGAAAAGGGAACAGCCAAGUCUGCGACAAUCACCGCGGCGUCUCCCUGCUGAACAUCGCCGGGAAGAUCUUCGCUCGCAUCCUCCUCAAUCGUCUGAAUAAUCAUCUGGAACAGGGCCUUCUGCCAGUAAUUCAAUGCGGUUUCCGUCGCCAUCGUGGGACCACGGAUAUGAUCUUCGCCGCCCGUCAACUUCAGGAGAAGUGCCAGGAGAUGCGGACCCACCUGUACUCUACCUUCGUGGACCUGACGAAAGCCUUCGACACGGUGAAUCGUGAAGAACUGUGGAAGAUCAUACAGAAAUUCGGCUGUCCGGAGCGAUUCACUCAGAUGGUGCGUCAGCUGCACGACGGUAUGAUGGCGCGAGUCACGGACAAAGGAGCUGUCUCAGAGGCAUUCGCCGUGACCAACGGAGUGAAGCAGAGAUGCGUGCUAGCGCCUACCCUCUUCAGUCUUAUGUUCUCUGCCAUGCUGAUGGACGCCUAUCGUGAUGAGCACCUCGGGAUCUGA
Messenger RNA from Spirometra erinaceieuropaei, 570 nucleotides. Lineage: Eukaryota; Metazoa; Platyhelminthes; Cestoda; Diphyllobothriidea; Diphyllobothriidae. The record is from the annotation of a GenBank genome assembly.